CGCUAAAGUAAAAAAAAAUCAGUUAUUCUCAUUCUCUUAUCUUUCUCUCAACUCUCAAAUACCACACAGAGUACUUCAUAUUCAACAUGUCAGGAAGAUUGCAAUGCCGCAUGUACGCCAACAAGUUCCCUGAAGUGGAUGACUUGGUCAUGGUCAACGUUCGCCAGAUCGCCGAAAUGGGAGCGUAUGUUCAGUUACUAGAGUAUGACAACAUUGAAGGAAUGAUCUUGCUCAGUGAAUUGUCUAGACGUCGUAUUCGCUCUAUCCAAAAGCUCAUUCGUGUUGGCAAGAACGAAGUCGUCGUCGUCCUCAGAGUUGAUAAAGAAAAGGGAUAUAUCGAUCUUUCAAAGCGUCGUGUCUCAGCUACGGACAUUAUCAAAUGUGAGGAACGUUACAACAAGUCCAAAGCUGUGCACUCGAUCAUGUCAACAGUUGCCAAGAAGGAAAAUAAGGACUUGGAGACUCUUUAUGAACAGUUGGCCUGGCCUUUGUAUGCCAAGUAUGGCCAUGCUUAUGAUGCUUUCAAGGCUGCUCUCAACGAGCAUGAAAAGGUUUUCGAAGGGUUGGAGAUUGCAGAGAGCACGAGAGAAGAGUUGUUAAACAAUAUUAGACGUCGACUGACCCCUCAACCGAUCAAAAUCCGUGCAGAUAUCGAGGUGACUUGCUUUGAUUACGAGGGUAUUGAUGCUAUCAAAGCUGCAUUCAAGGAGGCGGAGGCAGUUUCAUUGCCCGAUGUUCCUAUUCGUGUCAAGUUGGUGGCCCCCCCACUUUAUGUCAUGAUCACCAAUGCUUUGGAUAAACAGCUUGGAAUCGAUACAAUGGAGAAGGCGAUUGUCGUCCUCGAGGAAAGUAUCAGGAAAUCUAAUGGAAACAUGGUCACCAAGAUGAGUCCCAAGGCAGUUACUGAAGCCGAUGAUAUGGAACUCGAUCAAUUGUUGGCAAGAAUUGACAAGGAGAAUGCAGAAGUCUCUGGAGAUGAUGAUGACUCAGCAUCGGAUGCUGAUGUGUAAAGAGAAGAAGAGAGGAAGAAAAGCACUUUUAUUUCUAUUCUUUUAUACUUUGUAGGUAGGACACGGUCAUAGAGCAUUGCAUGGAU
Lobosporangium transversale is the source of this 1096-nucleotide messenger RNA. RefSeq names its product eukaryotic translation initiation factor 2 alpha subunit-domain-containing protein. Gene Ontology annotation, molecular function: translation initiation factor activity; ribosome binding; RNA binding. The transcript has 5 exons. Lineage: Eukaryota; Fungi; Mortierellomycota; Mortierellomycetes; Mortierellales; Mortierellaceae. Gene Ontology annotation, cellular component: eukaryotic translation initiation factor 2 complex; eukaryotic 48S preinitiation complex; eukaryotic translation initiation factor 2B complex. The record is from RefSeq and is a predicted model, not a curated record. The coding region runs from base 87 to 1010 and encodes 307 amino acids.